This is a messenger RNA of Zea mays, 2182 nucleotides long. RefSeq lists its product as uncharacterized. Lineage: Eukaryota; Viridiplantae; Streptophyta; Magnoliopsida; Poales; Poaceae. The transcript has 3 exons. Bases 69 to 659 code for a protein of 196 amino acids. The record is from RefSeq and is a predicted model, not a curated record.
CGUAACUGCGUAAGCAAACUAGAAAACCCUAGCUGUAUAUACUACGUGAGUGACUGUGUGUGUUGUGCAUGCAGUUUUUGGAUGAGAUCACGGCAUCACGCACGCAGCGCCUCAUAUCGAACGCAAGCACUGCAUUCGCAAUAAUGUCGCCGUCCCGGGCGAAGCGCAAGGUGGCACAGAUCAGGGAGCAAGCCCUCUCGGCGGCGGUCGGCGACGUGGUCGCGCGGACCAUGUCCGCGGUGGCGGGCAGGUACGACGCGCACGCGAGCGUGGACGACCAGCUGGAGCGCCUCGCCACGCUGCUCGUCAUGGUGCACAGCGCCGUGGACGAGGCCGAGCGCGUGCACGUCGCCAACUGGUGGCUCCGCCGCUGGCUGUGGAGGCUCCGCUACGCCGCGCUGGACGGCGACGAGGUGCUGCUGUCCAUGAGGCAGCAGCGAGCGGCCGAGGCGGCGGAGGCGACCGCGAUGACCCAGAGUGCGGGCGGCAGGCUCUGGAACGCCGCGACGCGCGUCGUCGUCCGGUCCGCGAAGAGCCUGCUCGUGUCGUCCAGGAGCGGAGGCAGGGGCGGAGGGCCCAAUAUGGCUCAGUAUUGCUUGAGCAAUACCUUGGGCUGGCCCACUAAGAGAGUAGGUCAUCCGUCUCAGCCUCCACCGUAAGCGCCGUCCCCACGUCCCGCACUCCCGCCGGCCGCAGUCCCGCUCCUGCCGGCGCGCUGCAGCAGCUCGGCUGCUCGCGGUCGCAGGCCGCAGCUUGUCCCGCCCGGCGCGGCGGCGCCCAGGCUGAGGCUGCUCGCGCGACAUUCCUGCUAGGAUCCGAACUAGGAUCGAGGUGGCCGUGCUCAACUUCCUCGCCGCGCUAGCCUCCCCUUCCUUGCCGGCCAUCUCCGUCCUCCCCCUGGUACACCAGUUGCCAAACCUACCCCCUCCCCCUCUCUCACACACAUUCCUCUCUUACCGCGGUGAUGGUUCUGCGCGCUUCACCCAUGAGCCAUGUGGAUAACGCAGGAAUUUGGUCCCUAGCCAAUUAUCACGAUUCGUCAUCAGUUAUUGCAAGCUGUAUGAUUUCUAGUUCAGAUAACCUUGGUGAAAUGUAUUGCGAGCAGUAUGGUUAGCACUGAACAACCCAGUGUGUUACAGUAUUAGUCGGAGCUCUGCCAAUUGCAGUCAGCACAGUGGGUUGCUAAACGACGCCUCGUCGAUUUAUCUCUCACACACCUUCUGCAAGAGGUCACUGACACAAUUUUUAUCUCUCAACUGAAGCAACACCUAACUUUUUUGGCGUCCUCCGCCACUGAGCGGAGGCGACGUGGAUCGGUUGAGGCGCACGGUGGAGAGGUUGGAGCAGGCUUGCGCCGGGCUAGGCGACUUCCUCAAGCUGCUCGAGCUGGAUAUCAUGAGGUCGCAGGCGCCGCCGCCGGCGGCGGCUGCGGCUGCUGCUGCUGCUCCAGAAACACGCGGCUGCAGCCACGACGGCGACCCAGUGGAGGAUUUCGUCUCCGACACCAGCAGCCAGCCGGACACAAGCCUCGACGACGGAUCAGAAUCCGAGCAUGACGAUGACCUGAGUACCUGACCUACAUUUUGCGCGAGCACAUUUCGAAGCGGACUACAUUGGCUGCACGGCAGCGAUCGGCCUGCAGAUCGUGACGCGAAAGAUCCAGCGAGCGGCGGGCAAGUUGAGGACGAUGCCGCCAGCCCCUGUGCCUGGCACUGACAUUAACAUCGGUGAUUGCCCGGCACCAGAACCUGCAGACACGGCCUGGCUGCGCGGGAUGGUGGCCGACAUCCGCGAGGCCGUAAGACUCGGCGACAGGACGGAGGUCAACGCCGAGCGCAGGUGGCUGGCGGAGUGGCGCCGCGAGCUGCAGGCUGUGGCGGACAGAGCUGACCGCGUGCUGCUUGCGUCGCCGUCACCUGUGGCAUCCCUGGGUGCUGGAGGAGACGAUGAGGUGGCGAGGAUGGUGCGGAGUUUGGAAACAGCGGCAGCACACCUGAGGGCCUACGUCACGCUGCUCAGGUUUGCUGUCGUGGUUGUUGAAAGUAGAUAGGAUUUUACUAGUGCUAAGAAUUUUUUAAGUUUGCUAGCUGCCAACAUACUCUGCGUUACAAUGGGAUAUAAAAUUUUGUUUUAUGAUGUUUACACCGUUAAUAAUAAGCUAGCAAUUUAUGUUGGAUCCUUA